AUGGAGUUAUUUGCAACUUUAGACGUUGGUCACAUUGAGGAUUACCAAGCCAUUACACGAAUUAUGGCGUCUCGGGACAAACGAUGGUUAGCAAGUCUUGGACUCAAAGGACCUCGUAGUACUUCUCACUUGGCAUAUAGUACCAAGUGUAGUGCAUACGAAGCAGAACAAGUAGAUCCAGAUAGUGAGAUGGAAGCACUUGAGGAGGAGAUGAUGGACAUGGCAAUUAAUACACGGAUGGAGAACGAACGACCAAAUGCACUCACUUUGCGACUUCUUCGAGAUAACAUCGCCUUGUACAUGCAUACAAAGCAUCGAACUCGAUCACCUAAAGUAGAUAAGCAAGAGAUUGAUGCGAUGCUACGUAAGAAAUUGCUGCGCAUUGACUGGCUUGAUAUUGGCAAGAUUGAAAAUCUUGACGCGUUUACACACGUGGAAGAGCUAUAUCUACAGUACAAUCUAAUUGAGACGAUCGAAGGUUUAGACAAGCAUGGACAACUCAAGCUUCUUGCGCUUGCUGGAAACCGAAUUCGUCAAGUCAAGAACUUGAAACAUCUAAGAAAUCUCAAGGUUUUAGACUUGUCAAUGAAUUACAUCGACAUGUUUGACGUAAGCGAACUCCCGCCAUCUCUCCGCGUAUUGCAACUUGCCGGAAAUCCCUUUGUGCUGCACACACCAGCCUACGCACCAUUAAUCUUCGAGAGAUUGCCGAAUCUUGUGGAGGUUGAUCACUUUCGACGAACCUCAUCGAGAAUGUCACUAAAAACUGAAAAGUCAGCACUCGAUAGUGAGAUCGCAGCUUCGAACAUUCGACCAGCCGUAUUGCCUCAACCUGUGCCUCAUUUGCCAAUCGACCAAUACCGUGCACUGCAGGUCGAAGUGGAGCUAUCUCAAAACGAACAGGAUCUUCUUGACAACCAAGAAACAAAAAACAUGGUGGUCUCUGAUCAACUCGAUAACAAACAUCAGCGUAACGAUCGGAUUUAA
Molecule: messenger RNA, 987 nt
Organism: Peronospora belbahrii
Lineage: Eukaryota; Oomycota; Peronosporomycetes; Peronosporales; Peronosporaceae
Source: the annotation of a GenBank genome assembly